GACGACAUCAAAGAGGCCGAAGAAGCCGUGGACAAUGCCACCAAGGCCUACGAGGACCUCCUCUCCGAGCUCGACGAGGGUCGAAAGCGGGAGUUCGAGGAUGCGAACAGCUUGAAGGUCAAGUCCCUAAAAGAAGAGUAUGCCCAGCUGCUGGCCGAAGACCAUUGA
Molecule: messenger RNA, 168 nt
Organism: Symbiodinium sp. CCMP2456
Lineage: Eukaryota; Dinophyceae; Suessiales; Symbiodiniaceae
Source: the annotation of a GenBank genome assembly